Molecule: messenger RNA, 5389 nt
Organism: Cylas formicarius (sweet potato weevil)
Lineage: Eukaryota; Metazoa; Arthropoda; Insecta; Coleoptera; Brentidae
Product: phosphatidylinositol-binding clathrin assembly protein LAP-like
Exons: 2
Coding region: 1037-2935 (632 amino acids)
Biological process (GO): clathrin coat assembly; synaptic vesicle budding from presynaptic endocytic zone membrane; clathrin-dependent endocytosis
Cellular component (GO): synaptic vesicle; extrinsic component of presynaptic endocytic zone membrane; clathrin-coated vesicle
Molecular function (GO): 1-phosphatidylinositol binding; clathrin heavy chain binding; SNARE binding
Source: RefSeq, a predicted model, not a curated record
UCUGGUGCACUAUUUAAAAUGGGGUAGGUUUUAUCUCAUAAUAUCUCAAUAAGGCAAAUUAAAAUCUUCAAAACUUUGGUAUAGUAGUGACUAAAAGCAGAUGGCGCUUUUCAAUGUAAUAGUAUAGUGCUGUUUUAUUGCCAGUAACUGUUUUUAAAAAACGACAUUCGAUCUUGGACAUUGUAUUUUUGGCAAAACUUCCUAUAGAGAUAAAAACUGUGUUGGUUAGUUUUGUUGUUCUUGUGGUAUAUUUUCUGUAAUUUCUAAGCCUAUAUUUACGCCAUAUUUACAAUAUAAUGAAAUAUCUUGUUCUCAGUUGGUAUGUUUUGAAAGUAAACUUAGAAUUCCCUCAGCUUAUUAGCUGUGUUUGAUUAAACAAACUAGAUUUUUUAUUUUUUCAUAUUUUGAAAAUUUACCUUAAGAUGUAUCUUAAACACAUUGGUAUCUCUUAGAAGUGAAACCCUUAUAGAUCCAUAAUAAAAUAAUGCUGAAAGUUGAAUUUAAGAAAUGCUUUGUAUUAAUUCACCCUUUUUUUUCACGCGGAUAGUUUAAAAUGAUCCAUGCCUGAGUGAUCGGCAUCUAAGAAGAUGUUAAAGAUAGAAAAACACACAAACAUUUUGUCACGAGGUUUUACAGAUUUUUCGAUUAUUCGUAUUCCUAUUCGCUCCGGAAUAAUCCAGUGGAAGAGGUUCUCUUCUUCUUUAAUUAUUUUGUUCACAUUUACCAUGAUCAUUUGGCCAUAACAGAAUUGAAAUGAAAUGAUGCUUGCCAACAGUUUUAAAGAGUUCUGAUCGUAAAAGAAGUUUUCUGUGGUAUUUGGUGUUUUUGUGCAUUGCAAUAGAUGUCGCUCUAGAAAUUGGGGUUCACUUUUGGAACUGUCCCUUGUUGUCCAAUGGCAAGCUGACGUACUCACUGAAAAAAUGUAUUGAUUUCGCCGGUCUAGGUCGGCAGUCGAUUUUGGUCGGCGUUUCAAGUUGUUUUUAUUUAAUACAAUUUGGCACGCCAGAUUUAAUCGUAUCUAGAAAAUAUUGUAGAAAUGGCAGGGCAAACUAUAAAUGAUCGUCUUUUGGCCGCUAAGCAUAGCCUUGCUGGCCAAGGAUUGGCGAAGUCGGUGUGUAAGGCGACAACUGAAGAAAUGUUGGGCCCCAAAAAGAAACAUUUGGAUUACCUGGUCCAUUGUACCAACGAACCGAAUGUGUCUAUUCCACAAAUGGCAAAUUUAUUAAUUGAGAGGUCUCAAAAUACUAGUUGGGUGGUUGUUUUCAAAGCCCUUAUUACCACUCAUCAUCUGAUGUGUUAUGGAAAUGAAAGGUUUACUCAGUAUUUGGCUUCAAGUAAUGUAUCUUUUCAACUGUCUAAUUUUGUUGAUAAAACUGGGGUGCAAAGUGCUGUCGGAGCAAGAACAGGAUAUGACAUGUCACCCUUUAUUAGAAGAUAUGCAAAAUACUUGAAUGAAAAGGCACUGUCUUACCGAGCAGUUGCAUUUGAUUUUUGCAAGGUAAAAAGGGGAAAAGAAGAAGGCACGCUGAGAACUAUGGAUGCUGAGAAUCUAUUGAAGACAUUACCUAUUUUGCAGAAUCAAUUAGAUGGUCUGUUAGAGUUUGAUUGCACUGCUAAUGAUUUAACAAAUGGGGUUAUUAACAUGUGCUUCAUGUUAUUGUUUCGAGAUUUAAUUAGAUUAUUUGCUUGUUACAAUGACGGAAUUAUUAAUUUGUUGGAGAAAUAUUUUGAACUAAACAAGAAACAAUGUAGGGAAGCGUUAGAUCUUUACAAAAAGUUUCUUAUUCGCAUGGAUCGAGUAGGUGAAUUUUUGAAGGUUGCAGAGAACAUAGGUAUUGAUAAAGGUGAUAUCCCAGAUUUAACAAGAGCACCCAAUAGUUUGCUUGAUGCUUUGGAACAUCACUUGGCUUCUUUAGAAGGAAAUACACCCACGGCAGCAAAUAAUCAAAAGAAUUUGAUGUCUGGAGUCUCUGCAUUAUCAAAUACAAGUUCAGCUUUUGGUUCUGCUGUUGAUGACAGUUUCAAGCAAGUUGCUGUAGCAGAAGAAGAAGCAGUUUUUAACCAAUUUAAAGCCAGUGUUGGAUCUCCCACUUUGGGAAGCACCAAUCCAUUUUUGACUGAUGAGCCACAAGUUGUCAAAUCGGAACCUAUUUUGGAUCUAUUUGGGGAUGAUAUGGGGAUGUCAAAACCACCUGUUGAUACUGCACCUUCUACUGCAAUUGAUGAUCUUUUAUUGCUUGGAGGUAACCCAUUUGCUGAUUUUACAACUCCAGCACCAGCACCUGCUGCUCCAGCUGCAAAUGGUAUUCCAGAUUUUUUUACAGGCCCAGCUGGGUCUGCUGAAUCUCAAAAUGCAUGGAAUGCUAAUGGAUUUUCAGCUUCCAAUGUGUUUCAAUCGAGUUUGCCCAAUCAAGUGCCACAGCAACAGCCUCCUCAAUCUUUCAAUGAUCUCACUAGUUUCUUUAAUGCAAAUGAACCUUCAGUUUUUGAUCAAAUUGCUCCAUCAGAUCAGAGCAAACCUCAGCUUCCUAUACAAACAAACAUUGUUGCUCCCCAAAGGCCCCCACAACCUGCAAAACUCCUUACUGGGGACUUGGAGUCAAGUCUUACAUCUUUAGUUGAGAACUUAACCAUGGAUGUUGGUGGAACCAAAUGGAAUUCGCCAAAAAAUCAACCAAAACCCGCUUCUGCUAGUGGUUGGCAACCACAGCCCAUGGCUGCGACAACUGCAACAUCAUAUAAACCGAUGAUGGGGGUUCAGCAGUCCCAGGUAAUCGGUCAAUCAGUCAUACAGCCUAUUGGUACUGUUAUGCAAUACCCAAUGGGCAGUGUUCAAACUCAACAGCCUCAAACAAUGGGCAGUCCGAAAAUUGGAGCACAAGUAUCUCAGGCACAACCUGCAGAUAUGGCAUUUGAUCCAUUUGGAAAUUUGUAAUAAUGUCAGUACAAUGGGCUUAAGGAGAGGUUUUCAAAUAUACUAGUCAUUUGUUUCACUGAUAAUUAGUUUUUAAAGGACCCAAGGCCUUGUUUCAUCCAGGGCGAGUUAUUUGCAUUUGUUUACUUUAUAACCUGUCCAGUGAAUUGUUAAAGUUAUACACUUAAAUGAAUUAUUUAUUUAAAUUUUAAAUUUGGACCUCAAAUGAAUAGGAGACUUGAGGCUUUGUGUUACUAUGUUUGUUGUGUCUGUGUUGGGUGCAAAGUUUGCACCAGGUAGAAAAUUGGAAUUUAUACAUUUCAAUUAGUUCUGAAUCAAUUUUAUUUAUGAAAACUUUACAAAUUCUUGCAAGAAAUAAUUUUAAACAGGUAUUCCAAUUUUUUAGCCAUUUUAUUAUUUUUCCUCAGGUUAAUUUAAAAUAAAAUUUUCAAGGUUCACAAUGUAUUGCUGAAUUUAUGGGGUCACGUUUUUUAAUUUCUUUUUUUAAGCAUUGAAAAACGUCCUUUGAAAUUUUUAAAAAUUCGACUCAUAGUUAAAUCAUUUUUCUGAAUCAUAAUUCUAUAAUUCUAUGCCAUUUGAUUUCACUUAAUUUAUUUUCAUUAGAUGUAUGUACCAUUAGAUCUUGGUCCAGAAUUUUACUCUCGGCUUCUGUAAAUGUUCUAUUAACUUCAGUGAGGCAUCAUAUAUAAACAAAAUGUAAUGUUAUCACUUGAAAUAUAUUGUUAAGUUGGUUUUAUGGCCUAGUUUACAAAACCAAUUUAAUAUAUUUAUGAAAUAAAUUCAGAUAUUGAUUACAUGUUAAGAUAGUAUACUAUUAUCGCACUAAAGCCAAAACAUAUGUUGCAAUUUGAAACAAAUGUAUAUCAUCUUAACCAUAAUGAAUUAUUGGUGUCUUGUACAUACAUAUAAAAGCUUAUUUUUUAAGAGUAGAUGAAAUAGUAUUAUAGCAAGUUCUAGUGCAGCAUUGAAAUAGCAUUGUCAGCAAAAAUUUAUUUUGAAGGUUUUUUUGAUAUUUGGUAACCAAAACAUUUAUCAUCGAAUUGUUGCCGCCAGUAACUGAAACAAAAUUAAUUUUGAAUUUAAUCUGAUUUUUAAUAGGAUUUAAGGCAUGGUCUUUAAAGCUGGCGCAAAGUUCCAGUCCCAUUUACUCGAUAUGAUUUUAAUUUAAUUUUGAAUCAAGUGAUUUUAGUGCUGUAAAUAUACUCUUUUUGUUAAGCUCCAAUCUUGUUCACUAAUGUUUGAUUUAAUGGAAAAUACUAGUCACAAAAACGCUAUUGUGUUUUUUGUUUCUCGAAUAAUUUGGUGGGGGGCAGUCAUUGUGAAUAUCUUACUUGAAAAAAAUAGCUUCCAAUUUUUUGAUAGUAGUAGGUAGAUAGUUAUAAAAACUCGAGUUUCAAAUGAAAAUGGUUAUUUUGGACAAUUGGUACUAAAAGCUUUUGUUUGAAUUUUAAAAAUUGUGCAAAGUGCACGUGUUUGUUUAUUUUGGGAGCUUCUAUUUGGAGUGAGAUACUAAUUUCAAUUAUGUGCCUCCAAACAGAAUUAAUUAAGUGCAAUUUCAAAAUGUAAAUACAUGUUUUAUACUUUGUUCUGCUUAAACUAGCGCAUAGGAAGUUCAUUUUAUUAUUUUUUUAGGAAAUUCUUUGAUCAGAGGCUGUUUAACCUAUAUCCUAUUAAGAUUUAAGGAUACUUUCUUGUUUUAGGAGUUAACUGCAAGGAAGGUCAAAUUUUAUAAUACUCAUGCACACUGCACCUUAUUUUGUGAUUCCCAAUAUUUUGUUGGGCUAGUGAUCAAAGAAUUAUUUAAAAGACCUUAUGAUGUAUGAUAUUUUAGGAAAGGUUUAUAAUAACUUUUGUUAUGUGAUUUAAAAAAGGCUAAUGAUCGUGAUUUACAUUCCUCAUUUAUUUUGUUUUUUUUUAUUGUAUUAUUUAUUUGUCUUAAAUUUGAAAUUUUGCAAAAAAACAAUCAAUUAAUUUUGGGUAUUUAAUUAUGAACAAAGCUCUGAUAUUUUUAAGUUUUAUUCAGUUUUGAUUUAGAUAACUGUAAUAGCCUUGUUUCCGAGAAUAAUCUUCCAAAGAAAAAAAAAACAAAUUAAUUAGUAUGCACCUUAGAAAUAUUUGUAUCAUGGAUUGCAUUUCUAGAAACCUAACAUAUUUUGCUGCUACUUUCUUUGAAUUAAUGAUGUUAGGUUUUCUAUUUUGUUUUAGUUAAGCGAAAAUUUAACCUAAUCAGUAUGUGACAAUAUUAAAGAAAUCCCGAAAAUGUUAUAGAUUCAUUAAAGUAAUUAUGCUUAUGUGUUAUUUAGUUGUUUAGUUUUCUUCCUGCCUUAACAAUAAAAUAUCUUAAAACGUCAUAUAUUUUGAUAUUUUGAAACGGAUUUAAAAUUAGGUCAACUAUUAGAUACAGUGCCAAUAGAAAACAUCCAUUAAUGUUUUCUGAUGGCGUUUGAAUAUUUG